CAGCUUUUCACUGAGCCAUUCGGAAAAGAACACGUCAGCACAGAGGAAAACCAGUUGGUCGAUAUUGCAAGGGUGGACAAGAAAAUUGCGUGAGACAGAGCCAGAAAACCCCGAGUCGGAGGCGAUGAAGAGAUCUAAACCCGCAGAGCGUCCAAGAAGCGCAGUCGAAGUUCAAGAGACAACCUAAGCAAAACAAAAGUCGGUGAACAUAAAAGCAAGCGAUGCAAAUCUAAGUGGAAAAGCGCUUUCCACAGUUCCCCCAGCACAAAGCAGUCUAUUAUUUAGCCCCAAUCAGUUAAAAAUGGCCCCCACAGCAAACGCAGUGCUGAUAACCGUGCCGCGGACAGCAAUUACAUCGAAUAAUCUGCCCAAACUGCGCCCCGCUCCCCUCACAGCAGCGCUGCUUAAGGGGGCGGCGGCCACACCCUCUGCCUCGCCCACGCCUUCGAGUUCAGGAUACGCAUCCUCGUCGAACCUGGAGGACGACAGCCUGGCGAACACACCUCCCAAGGCCAAGAAGCGCCGUCUGGAUCAUCUUACCUGGGAGGAGAAAGUGCAAAGAAAGAAGCUAAAGAAUCGAGUGGCCGCCCAGACAUCACGUGACCGCAAGAAGGCACGCAUGGAGGAGAUGGACUACGAGAUCAAGGAACUCACUGACAAAACGGAAAUACUACAAAACAAGUGCGACAGUUUGCAGGCCAUUAACGAGUCGCUGUUGGCCAAGAACCACAAGCUGGACUCGGAACUGGAGCUCCUGCGCCAAGAACUCGCCGAACUGAAGCAACAGCAGCAAUACAACACCAGAAGCAUCAGCCAAAGCAACCCCGUCAGCGCGGGCGCUGAGGGCUGUGCGUCCACAAACCUUGGAUCUGCAGCAUCCAAUGCUGACUCUGCCGCAGGGUACACAACAGGUGGACACACAGUCGUCAGCGCGUCUGCUGGCCGAGCAGCUGAAGAGCAGCCGGAGCAUGGCCUCCCUCUGGAAGGUUGUAGCGAUCUGCCUUCUCUACAAGACAUGCUUGGCGCCGACGAAGAGUUCGACGUCAAGCGCCUCGAAGAGCUGGCCGAAAGUCUGCUCGCAGAUAUCACAGCAGACCUGGAAACAGGCCCUGGAACGGGCUGCCCAGCUGUUGCCCAAGAUGCAGGCGAAGCAGAGCGAUUGCUUGGAUCAGUGGUGGGGACCGCAACAGAGCGCUUGGAAUCCGACGGGCAUAGAGCUGAUGGCCUGAAGGAGAAGAAACCACAGCAGCAGGAGCAGCAGCAAGAGCACAAGAUCAGCCUGAAUGUGCAGGUGUUGGAGAUGAAUGGAAACCCACAGCAAACAGCAGCGCCAGCCUUGACGACAGCUACAAUUACAGCAACAGCGGCCGCCUCACUAUUACAGGCCACUCCGGACACAGUUUAUGGAACGUACGAUGCCAAGACGAACUCGAUCACGAUCGUGAUGGACGGCGAUGCGGAGCCGGUGAACGAAGCCGUUGAGGAGAUCUACUGUGACGGCGUCACCGCUGGCGACGACUCGACUGACGUGAUCAUGAAGUGUCCGCCGCCAGCGACGUCUCCGUCACAGGUGUACCUCAAUGUAGUGAACGCCACUGAUGACUCGGACGAUGAGGGCAGCUUCGACUCCAGUUUCGAACGGUUCCUUCGUCCGCGCGUCAAGGCGAUUUCCCCGCUGGCCAAAUCACCCGCAUUGUCCCUUCAUUCGGCCACCUCGGACCAUGGAUACGAAUCCAUACUGGGCUCGCCUACGACGUUGACACUGCCCACGGACGAGGAGGAUUUUCCCUGGGACAGCAACAUCGACGAGCUGUUCCCCAAUUUGAUCUAAGUUGUCAAAUUGUUGUCUUCGUUGGAUCCACAACGAUUUUCUCUCUCUAAGUUCUACUGCUAAGUUUGGCCGGCCGCCGUAUGUUUAAAUGUUUUAGUUGAUAGGCUGUACAGAUAUUCGUAAUUGAAGGCUUUAUAAAUGAUAUUGUACUAUAGGCGCUAAGAUUAGCUAUAGGUUUCCAUUUAUUUUUAACAAUCUCUAACCACAUAGGCUUACGUUUACUAACAUAUAUUGUGCUCAAAGAAUUUGCGAAAACAUUCGAAAAAAAAUAAUAUAUUCAAAAUAUAAACCAAACCAAACCACA
Messenger RNA from Drosophila ficusphila, 2135 nucleotides. RefSeq lists its product as uncharacterized. Gene Ontology annotation, molecular function: DNA-binding transcription factor activity, RNA polymerase II-specific; RNA polymerase II transcription regulatory region sequence-specific DNA binding. Lineage: Eukaryota; Metazoa; Arthropoda; Insecta; Diptera; Drosophilidae. The record is from RefSeq and is a predicted model, not a curated record. Gene Ontology annotation, cellular component: nucleus.